UCACCUCACCUCAUCAGCUGGUUCUGGUUCGUCCUCUCAGUUCAUUUCUAGGUUAAGUGUGUGACUAUAGUUCACGUGGGUAAAUAAAUGCCCUCAGACAUUCUAUCGCUCCAGUACUUCACUUGAAAACAUCAGCCCUUUCAACCUGUCUUUGGAAUCUCAAGCUCACAAACUGGCCGGUCUGUACAGCUGCGGCAGGGUUGCCCUGACCGAAUUGCAGUCUUGGCUUUUCUACCAAUGGAUUCCAUCUUCUGACCUUGAAUGUUUCUGUUCUUUCUGCUGACAAUUGUCUUCUUUUGUUUGGAUCUGUGAAACCUCAGUCAUGUCGGACGGGUUCCGAGCCAGGGACAUCGGUCUGCGGGCUCAGAAGAAGAUCUUGGGCCGGAUGGCUACCAACAAGAAUGCCCGUAAGAUAUUCAUAGAUGACAACACUGCUAGUCUGCUGGACAACUUGUACAAGCUGGUAUUGGAAUAUACCAAAAACAAAAAAGAAACAGAGAAGAUUAUGAAAAACAUAAUCAAGACUGUGAUCAAAGUCGGAGUGCUUUUCCGCAAUGAUGAGUUCAACACGACAGAUCUCGAGUACGCUGAGAACUUUAAAGUUAAGUUCCACACGGUUGCGAUGGCCAUACUGAGCUUUCACGGGGUCGACUUCAUGUACGAUCGCCAGUUCUUGGUCUUGAAUCUCACAGAAGCCCAUGCUAACCUGAAAAGACUCGUUCAGAAUCACCUCAAAGACAAGAGUCUGCAGAGGAUAGACGCAGUCUUUGAGUUCUUCUCCAAUCCUCAGUUCCUCGACACUAUUUUCAAGCGAGACUCGCAAAGGUACAAGGAGAUUCUCGACAACUUAGUGGAGGAUAUCAAUUUCGCAAUGGACGAAAACAAUUUGUAACUGCAUUUCCCCCUGUGAUUUCCAACCGAAUUAAGUUAAAAUGCAAACUAAAAUACCCAGUCACAAAGUGAAAUUUUU
This is a messenger RNA of Macrosteles quadrilineatus (aster leafhopper), 970 nucleotides long. It is a transcript of the gene sigmar, whose product is annotated as tumor necrosis factor alpha-induced protein 8-like protein. The record is from RefSeq and is a predicted model, not a curated record. Gene Ontology annotation, biological process: regulation of apoptotic process. Bases 323 to 892 code for a protein of 189 amino acids. Gene Ontology annotation, cellular component: cytoplasm. NCBI's taxonomy places the organism in Eukaryota, Metazoa, Arthropoda, Insecta, Hemiptera, Cicadellidae. The transcript has 5 exons.